AUGAAUGAAACGAUGAAUGUUUCGCAAACAUUGGAUACUAAUGAUUGGAUAACCGAUGAAUUGCCAGAAUUGUUGUUAAGGAAUAUAUUGAUUGCAUUCAGUUAUUCAUUGAUUGUUUUUAUAUCACUUUGUGGUAAUCUUCUCGUCUGUAAAACAAUUUGCACCAAAACUACCCGCAACUCAACUAACAUUUUGAUAGCAAAUCUGGCGUUUUCUGACAUUUUGAUGACUAUAUUUAACAUACCAUUCACUGUUGUGGACAUCCUAUUAACCGAUUGGAUAUUUGGUCAAUGGAUGUGUUUUUUGGUACCUUUUAUUCAGGCGUGUUGUGUCUAUGUCUCUGCUUUUACAAUGGUUGUCAUUGCUGUCAAUCGUUGGCAAUCCAUAUAUCAGACCAAAUAUCGACAGCGCAACCAAAGCAUUGACAACAUUUGGUCCAAACUGAUCGCUGUUAUUGUUAUAAUAUGGAUCUUAGCGGCCAUUCAUUCAAUACCACAUACUGUCUUCAAUGGAGUCGUUUUGAUGGAAACGGAAGAUAAUCAAGAAAUCAAAAGGUGUCGAACCAUUCCUCCCAAUUGUUUACCAAACAUACAGCUCUACAUUACAAUCAUUACAUUUGCCACACAAUAUUUUAUACCAUUAUCCAUAUCAGCGGUGGUAUACAUAAGGAUAGGCUUUACAAUGGCUUCUCUGGGAAACGUGUGUUCAGUUGUUAAUGAAGAACAAAGAAAUGAAUUAUCGUAUAAAAAGCGCCGAAGAAUACUAUUAUUAGUACUAAUUGUUACCAUUUCAUGUUUACUACAUUUUAGCUGA
Molecule: messenger RNA, 813 nt
Organism: Oppia nitens
Lineage: Eukaryota; Metazoa; Arthropoda; Arachnida; Sarcoptiformes; Oppiidae
Product: G-protein coupled receptor 83-like
Exons: 3
Coding region: 1-813 (270 amino acids)
Biological process (GO): G protein-coupled receptor signaling pathway
Cellular component (GO): membrane
Molecular function (GO): neuropeptide Y receptor activity
Source: RefSeq, a predicted model, not a curated record